AAAUAAAGUUUAAUGUGUUUCAAUCAAUUUUUGUAAUACUUUAUAUUAUUUAUAAAAUAAUAUUGACAUCAAUUAAAAUCAUCAAAUUAUGCUACAAUUAAUUGUAUUUAUAAUUACAUUCAUUGUAUUAAUAAUCGCAUAUUUAUACCACAAAUGGACUUUUUGGAAGCGACAGGACAUACCUACUGAUCAAUCAUCAAGAAAUGGUCAAAUAAUCCAUUUGAUUGAUCAAAAGUGUCAUCAAAAAUAUGGUCGAAUAGUUGGUUAUUAUGAGGGUAUCAGACAGUGUCUGUCUAUAACUGAUCCCAAUCUUAUCCGAAAAGUUUUGGUUACCGAGUUUCACAAGUUUGCCAAUCAUAGGGACCUAACACUGGCCAAUGAGCCACUAUCGACGGCAAUAUUUUUUCAGCCCUACCAUCAAUGGAGACGUAUUCGGGCAAUACUGUCGCCAUUCUUUACUACGGGUCAGCUCAAGUCAAUGAAACCAAUUAUCAGCAAAUCGUUAGACUUAUUGAUCGACAAACUGAAGCCAAAAGCUGAAGACAACGAAAUUCUUGAUUUUCGACUUAUUUUUGAUUCAUUUACUUUUGAUGUCAUAUCCAAGACAACAAUCGGUGUCGACACUGACGCUAUCAAUCGACCGAUUGGUAAUCAAUUAUUUGAAUCCGUCAAAAGUUUAAUUCAUAUCGAUAUGGGGUUUGGCAUUGUCUUAGCCUUCUUGUUCCCGAAAGUCCAGAGUUUAUUAAAUAUUUCAUUUUUCAAUACUAAAAGCCAAUAUCUAAUCGUCAAUACAUUAAAACGUGUGAUCAAUGAAAGAAUCGCUAAUAAAGUUGAUGUCAAAGAUCUACUUCAGAUGACUAUUGACGCCAGUGUUUUGUCAAACAAAGAUAACAAAAACAAGUCUUUUAAAAAGCUAACUAAACAAGAGAUUUACGGUCAAAGUCUUAACUAUUUGGCCGCCGGUUAUGAGACUACAGCCACUCAACUAUGCUUUCUUUGCCAAUAUUUGGCUCUGUAUAGCAAUUAUCAGAAAAGAUUAGUGGAUGAAAUUAAGUCAACAUUUGACGACAUGUCUGAUAUCAGUUAUGAUAAGCUCAUGAAAAUACCAUUUCUGGAUGCUUUUAUCAAAGAGGUUCAGCGGAUCAACUGUUCAGUGAGUCGUAUUGAAAGAGUAGUCAUUGAAGAUGUUAUACUCGACGGUAUAUAUCUGCCAAAAGGUACGCCAAUAAUAAUACCUAUUUAUGCCGUACAUAUGGAUCCUGACUUUUAUGACGAGCCGAACCAAUUCAGACCCGAGAGAUGGCUACCGAACAGUGACUAUACGGUCAUUGAUUACACACAUCUACCCUUUGCCGUCGGUCCGCGCAAUUGCAUUGGUAUGAAGUUUGCUGUAAUGGAGAUGAAGUAUGCAAUCGUCAGUUUGUUGAUUAACUUUGAGUUUGUGGCCACUGAUGACACAGAAAAAUUGAUUUAUGACUGCAAUCCCAGCUCACAAAUUGCUUCACCAAAACAUUUUUGGAUACAAAUUAAGAAAAGGUGUCAUUAA
Molecule: messenger RNA, 1546 nt
Organism: Oppia nitens
Lineage: Eukaryota; Metazoa; Arthropoda; Arachnida; Sarcoptiformes; Oppiidae
Product: cytochrome P450 3A12-like
Exons: 1
Coding region: 89-1546 (485 amino acids)
Molecular function (GO): heme binding; oxidoreductase activity, acting on paired donors, with incorporation or reduction of molecular oxygen; iron ion binding
Source: RefSeq, a predicted model, not a curated record